Molecule: messenger RNA, 3591 nt
Organism: Sceloporus undulatus (fence lizard)
Lineage: Eukaryota; Metazoa; Chordata; Lepidosauria; Squamata; Phrynosomatidae
Gene: CHPF
Product: chondroitin polymerizing factor
Exons: 5
Coding region: 300-2627 (775 amino acids)
Cellular component (GO): Golgi cisterna membrane
Molecular function (GO): glucuronosyl-N-acetylgalactosaminyl-proteoglycan 4-beta-N-acetylgalactosaminyltransferase activity
Source: RefSeq, a predicted model, not a curated record
GCCGCGCGCGCGGAUGACACGUCGGAGCAAGGGCCCGGCGGCGGCGGCUCCUGUGGCGCGGAGACUAGCGAGGAAGGGUCGUUGGCUCGCUUGCUCGCUCCGCCCCCCCGCGAGCUGGCGCGCGCAUUCCCUGGCGCUAGGAUGGAACGGCUGCGCCAAUAGGGCCCCUCCCUCGCGCAGGGGUCCCAGAACUGGACCGGACCCCGCCCUCUUCCGUUGCUUGGCAGCCGCAGCGGCCCCUCCCCUCUUUCCUCAGGACCCGCAGCCGGCAUCAGGUUUCAUCGAGGCAGAGGGGCGCCAUGCGCUUCUCCUUGGUCCUGUCUCUUCUCCGCCCGGUGGGGCCAGUGGUGGUCGGGGUGUCCCUGGGGUUCACCCUCAGCCUCCUCAGUGUCACCUGGGUAGAAGAGCCCUGUGGCCCCGGCCAGCGCAGCCUACGCGAUGGGGGCCUCGAUCAACAGCAGCACCACCUGCACCAAGGAGGGCAGGGCAAUGCGGCCCGCAAGCCCAAUUCUGUGCCUGGGGGCCUGGGCACUGACCCUGAACAGAGCUGGGAGCCCCGUGUCCUACCUUACAAGCCCCCAAACCCUGGCAAAGCUACCAAGAAAACAAUCAGGACCCGGUAUAUCAGCACAGAGCUGGGCAUGCGGCAACGUCUCUUUGUCGGGGUACUGACUUCGAAGAACACGUUGAACUCCCUGGCUGUGGCGGUUAAUCGCACCUUGGGCCACCGACUGGAACGUCUGGUCUACUUCACUGGCACACGAGGGCGUAAAGUACCACAUGGCAUGAUGGUGGUGACGCAUGGUGAUGAGAGGCCUAUCUGGAACAUGUACCAGACCGUCAAAUACGUGCUAGACCAUUAUGUGUCAGACUUUGAUUGGAUUUUCCUAGUGCAGGAUGACACCUACACAGAAGCCCAUCGUGUGAACCGCUUGGCCUCUCAUCUCAGCAUUGACACCCUCCUCUACAUGGGCCGACCAGAAGAGUUCAUUGGUGGGGAUACGCCAGGACGCUACUGCUAUGGCGGCUUUGGCUACCUGCUUUCCCGAGCCCUGCUUCUGCGCUUGCAGCCUCAUUUGGAAAGCUGCCGGAAUGACAUCCUGAGUGCUCGCCCUGAUGAGUGGCUGGGGCGCUGCAUCAUUGACUACACAGGGGUGGACUGUGUAGCAGAGCAUGAGGGCCUGCGUUAUCAGUACUUUGAGCUUGGAAAGAACACAGAUCCCGAGAGAGAGAAUGAUCCACGAUUCAAUUCUGCAUUCACUGUUCAUCCUGUGUUGGACCCUGUCCAAAUGUAUCGGUUACACAGACAUUUUGCCCGUGUAGAGUUGGAGCACACAUAUCAGGAGAUUCAGCAGCUCCAAUUGGAGAUCCAGAAUACCAGCAGCCUUUCAGCAGAUGGAGCUCUGAGUGCCACGUGGCCCAUUGGCAUUGCUCCCCCUUUCCAGCCCAAGACCCGAUUUGAGGUGCUUCGGUGGGACUACUUUACUGAAGAGUCGGCUUUUGCCUGUGUGGACGGGGCCCCCAAGUGUGAGCUCCGAGGGGCAGAUGCCGCUGAUGUUGCAGACGUGGUCACUGCAGCAGUGGAAGAGCUGAACCGCCGUUACCAGCCAGUGCUACAUGUGCGCAAGCAGCAGCUGCUGAAUGGCUACCGCCGCUUUGACCCCACACGGGGCAUGGAGUACACACUAGACCUGCAGCUGGAGGUGGUGACCCAGAAGGGGCACAGCCGCUCCCUGGCCAAGAGGGUACACCUGCUGCGCCCUCUCAGCGAGGUAGAGAUCAUUCCUAUGCCCUAUGUGACAGAGGCUAGCCGAGUGAACGUCAUCUUGCCACUGACAGCAGCUGAGCGGGAUUAUGCUGCACGCUUCCUAGAGGUUUAUGCCACAGCAGCUUUUGAGAAUGCAGAGAAUGCUGUCCUGACCUUCCUUUUUAUCUAUGAUCCUUUUGAGGCUCAGCAGGUUGCUCAGAAUGAUGUCUUUGGAGCAGUGAAGGCCCGUAUUGCUGAAUACGAACGGCGCUACACACAGGUGAAGAUUCCUUGGAUCAGUGUCAAGACAGACGCCCCUUCCCAGAUCAAGGUGAUGGACAUCAUCUCCAAGAAGCACCCUGUGGACACCCUUUUCUUUGUGGCUGGUGUAAGCACCGAGGUCACCACUGAGUUCCUCAACCGGUGCCGCAUGAACACCAUCAACAGCUGGCAGGUUUUCUUCCCUAUCCACUUUCAGGGCUACAACCCCACCAUCGCUUUCCACAAUCAGCCCUCACCGCUUUCUGGAUUGGACCUGGUGCGAGACGCUGGCCACUUUGACCAUGAUGCUUUCAAUGAAGCUUGUUUUUACAAUGCUGACUACAUGGCGGCCCGCACUCGGAUGGCGGCUGAUGCCCAGGACAAUGAAGACAUCCUGGAGACCAUGGACAUCUAUGACCUUUUCGUGAAGUACUCAAACCUGCAUGUCUUUCGUGCUGUGGAGCCUGCCCUUCUACAGCAGUACAGGCCACAGAGCUGCAACCCCCGGCUGAGUGAAGAGCAGUACCACCGCUGUGUGCAAAGCAGCUUAGAAGGCCUGGGUUCCCGAGCACAGCUGGCUAUGGUGCUCUUUGAGCAGGAGCAAGGCAAUAGCACAUGAGGGCUGGGCUUGAGCCAGCUGGACUCACACUCUCCACUGUCUUCACUUCCCGUGAUGGCAGAGGAGAGCUGGAAAUGACUGUUCAAACUAAGAACCUACGAUGGCACUCUGACUGGCAUUAUGGGUUACACACUGCAGGCCAUCAGUGAGAAUGGGAAUCAUGGGGACUCAUGGAUUCCUGUCUUGUGUUUGUCUUGCUCUGUUUCCCUAGCCCAGGUCCAGGCCCUCGCUCAGAUCUACAGGUCUCACAUUAAGGACAGGCAGGACCUGCCCUGGGAUUUCCUGCUUGGGACGGCUCACUGUUGCAGCUCCUCUGUUGUGGGGCACCAGGGCUCUUAGAGGAGGGGCCCUUGCAUAAACAGCUGGAAAGGUGGGUGGGGUGGGGUGUGCUGAAGAGGAGGCUAGGUUGCUAGAUGCUGGGGCUGAAUCUUGGCCCAGCAGGGAGAAACCAGCAGCACUACUCAGCCCAGUGGCUGCAGUCUUGGUGUUAACUUCAUGAACACUCCAGACUGGGGUAGAAGGGAGUUUCUCCGUGGGUGGGAGGGCAGAGGGAUUUAUCUUGUGACACUCCCCCUGGAAACCCUGACACGGGCUACUUUAGCCUCAGAUCAGUAUUGGAAGGGGGAAGGGGGGUACAGACAUGGGAAUAGCUUUCAUAGGAGAUUUGGGCUGCCCCUGCUGCCAGGCUGGCUCUGGCACUGUGGGAACGAUCCCUAUUUCUGAUGUUUGCCUGCUUUUGCAACUGGCUGGGCUGGAGGUAUGUGAACUUUGCCUACCUUGCAGCUCAGAACUCUUCAACACACAUCACAGGUUGUGCUGAUCAGCUGGGUGUUUAGUCCAGGGAGCAGGCAAGGCCCAGAAUGGGGGGAAGGAGAUGGGGCUUGGCUCUCCAAUGGCUCAUAUUUAACACAGGGGUCGGGGACUCAUUUGUCUUGCAUUUUAAUAAACUGGAGCGAAGCACACA